Cicer arietinum (chickpea) is the source of this 2151-nucleotide messenger RNA. RefSeq names its product tRNA(His) guanylyltransferase 1. Gene Ontology annotation, molecular function: magnesium ion binding; tRNA guanylyltransferase activity. The record is from RefSeq and is a predicted model, not a curated record. Gene Ontology annotation, biological process: tRNA modification. NCBI's taxonomy places the organism in Eukaryota, Viridiplantae, Streptophyta, Magnoliopsida, Fabales, Fabaceae.
AUAGUAUAUUUUAAAAAAUGAAUUUUAGCACAAAAUAUAGUCAUUUUUCUCUCUUCCUUUUUUGGGCCACAUGGCCCAAUUCCUGAUACCUUCUUUCCCCUUCAGCUAUCUAAGAGUUACAUUUGCCUCUAUUUUUUCGAAACCGCCGUAGAGACGCCGCAUCGCCGCCGGACGGCUGCUAUCACUGCCGUUGGGCCGUGAUUUUUUGCCGCCUCCAGAAAUUGCGACGCAACGGCAGAUUGCGUAGCGCCUAGGGGUCGCUACGGUGCUUUCGACGCUAUUAACUUCAAAGGGCUUUUAUUAUUUAAGAAUUGUGGUAUUGCUUCCUUGCACAAAGACAAAGCCACCAGGUGUAUGAUAGUUUGCUUGUGAGAAGAAAGAGCACAUUUGUAUAUAAACUUUUUUCGUGCAAUAUGGCAAACAGCAAAUAUGAAUAUGUCAAGUGUUUUGAACUUGAGGAUGAGGUGAUGUUUCCGAAUUUCAUCGUUGUUUGGAUCGCUGCUUCUAAACAUCACAAACCUUAUAAUGUAAAUGAUUUGAAUUUGAUGAACUCUUGUGCUGUUGCGGUGCUUGAAGAAUAUGCAGAUGUAGUUCUUGCAUAUGGGUUUCGUGAUGAGUAUACCUUUGUUUUUAAGAAGACCACCAAGUUCUAUGAAAGGCGUGCUAGCAAAGUAUUAUCCAUUAUUUCUUCUUUUUUCUCAUCUGUAUUUGUGAGAAAAUGGCGUAAAUUCUACCCACAGAAGGAACUACUUUCUCCACCUUCCUUCCAUGGGAAAGUCGUAGCUUGUGCAUCCAUAGAUGCCCUUCAAGCAUACCUUUUGUGGAGGCAAAAUAUCUGUCAUUUGAACAAUCAAUAUGAUCAAUGCUUUUGGCGACUUGUCGAACGCGGAAUGAGUGAGACAGAAGCACAUGAUUUCAUCAAUGGUGCUAAGAAACGCGACUUAAAUGAUAUUUUGUUUGACGAGUUCAAUGUCAAUUACAAUACACUGGAUCCAAUAUUCCGACAAGGUUCCUGUGUUUUAAAGACAAUGGUAGGGGAUGUGGUGAAGUUCGCAGAAAAUGGUGCUCCGAUUGAAAGGCAAAGGAGAAAGAUAAUCACAGUGCAUUCCAAGAAAAUAGCAAGCACAAGAUUUUGGAAUGAGCAUAGUAUUCUUUUGAAGGAGCUUGGUGUUUUUGUGGAGGAGAUUAACAAUGUGAAACCGGAGUAUGUGAGGUCCUUUGAAUUUGACAGCAAGUUGAUGCCAUCUACAUGGGUUGUAGUUCGGAUCGAUGGAUGCCACUUCCACAGAUUUUCUGAGAUACACGAAUUUGUGAAACCAAAUGAUGAAAGAGCUCUUAACUUGAUGAAUUCAUGUGCAGUGGCUGUCUUGGAAGAAUUUAGGCAGGAUAUAGUUUUUGCUUAUGGGGUUAGCGACGAGUACAGUUUCAUUCUUAAGAAAUCCACUAAUCUUUAUCAAAGGAGAGCUAGUAAAAUCAUUUCAGCUAUUGUGUCUUUCUUUACAUCCACUUAUGUGAUGAGAUGGAAAGAUUUCUUCCCUCAAAGUGAGUUAAACUACCUUCCAUCUUUCGAUGGACGAGCAGUGUGCUAUCCAUCUGCCGAGAUCGUACGAGACUAUCUGUCGUGGAGGCAAGUCGAUUGCCACAUAAACAAUCAAUAUAACUCUUGUUUCUGGAAGCUUGUUGCAUCUGGAAAAAGCAAAAGGGAAGCUCAACGUAGUUUAAAGGGCGCACAACUGCAGAAGAAAAUCGAGGAAUUGGCUAUUGACUACAACCAAUUGCCAGUGAUGUUCCGACAAGGAUCCUCAGUUUUUUGGGAUAGGGUAGACAAUGUUCUCAUCUAUCAGGAGAAUGGAAAGUCUUCUGAAAGUUAUGGAAAUGUCAUUGUAGAACAUAUUGACAUCAUUGGUUCAUCAGCCUUUUGGUUACAACACCCAGACAUCCUUGAUGAAAAGCUAUAUGUGUGGAAGAAAUGUUGAGUUGGUGUAACAUUGUUUUAUUUUAGUUUGUGUAAUAUUCUUGAGUUCAUAAUUGCAUUUUCUUAUUUAAGAUAAUAACUUUGUUUUAUUUUAGUUUGGUGUAACAUUCUUGAGUUUAUAAUAACAUUUCUUAUUUAAGAUAAUGAAAUUGGGAAGUACUAUAUGCGUUUUAUUA